GGGUCCCUUUCAGGAUCCUCCUCGCAUUCCCUCAGGUAUUUCUACACUGCCGUGUCAGAGUCCAGUCAGGGGCUGCCCCACUUCAUCGCUCCGGGGUACGUGGACGAUCAAGUCUUCGUUUACUACGACAGCAACACCAGGAUGAGGCAGCCUCGAGUCUCCUGGAUGGAGGAGGUGGGGAAGGAGGACCCCCAGUACUGGGACACUGUGACUCAGAUAGUACGUGGCAUUGAGGAGGUGUUGAGAGCAGACCUGGAGACUCUGAGGACCCGCUACAAUCAGAGCGAAGGCCUUCACACAGUGCAGAGGACGUGUGGCUGUGAGCUCCGGGGAGAUGGGAGCAAAGGAGGGUUUGGGCAGCAUGGCUACAAUGGGAGGACCUUCCUCACCUUUGACAAGGAGACCCUGACCUGGGUGGCUCCCGACCCACAAGCCCAUAUCACCCAGAGGAAGUGGGAUGCUGAUUCAGGAUUUAAUCAGAGAAGUAAGGCCUACAUGGAGGAGGAAUGCAUUGAGUGGCUGAAGAAGUACCUGUCCUAUGGGAAGGAGACGCUGCUGAGGAGAGAGGCCCCAGUGGUGACGGUGAGCAGCAGGACGGAGGACGACGAUGGGAUGGAAACUCACGUCUGCCGCGUGGAUGGCUUCUACCCCAAGGAGAUUGAUGCCUCCUGGAGGAGGGACGGGGAGGUCUGGCUGCAGGACACCUUCCGUGGGUCUGUGGCCCCCAAUGCAGAUGGGACCUACCACUACUGGCUCAGCAUCCGGAUUGAUCCCCAAGAGAGGGACCGCUAUCGGUGCCACGUGGAGCACGACGGCCUGCAGGAGCCUGUGGACAAAGCCUUGAAGGGUGAGAAUCUGCAGGGAGGGAGAGGCUGGGCUCUUUUUCAGGGUGGAGGAUUGUGGGAGAGAAAUUUGACCCCAGGUAUGUCCAGAUGUGAACACCCUUGAGCUUUAAUCCAUUGAUUUUUCCCAUGUUUAAAGUUUGUGGACCUGCAGGGAACAGUCCGUAGAAUCGGCUUUCGGUUCUUGAAAGGAAGCAGUGGAGUCCCACCCCAGUGGUUGGCCCAUCCUGAGGAAAUGCACCCAGAUCCUCCCUUAGCCUCUCUCCCACCCCUGUUUGCUGCACCCAGCAGAGCAGGAAGAGUUAUGCUGAGCCCCAGAAACAGGUGCAAAAAUCAGGAGGAGUUGGGUAGCCCCUUUUCUGAAUACCAAAUUGUAUUAAAAUUUGUGAACUGUGGCUCCCUUCAGGAAAUGCACAGAGUGGCUGGACUGAUGCAUCAAUAGUCAGAAAAGGGGCUUCCAGUCUGAUUUUUUGCCAUUAUAGAUGAACAUGGCUUUCCUCCUGUAAAGAACAAAACACCUCUGUGCAUUGCUGCCCUAAGAAAGAGGUGCAGACAUUGUUUUAUGAUCAGUGAUCUGCUGGGAUUCCUGAGGCUCAGCCUAAAACCAAAGGCAAAAGCCUUGUGUCAAGCAACUCUGUGUAUGCUGAUAACUUCCUCUGACAUUUUUUUACACUGGCCUUCCAAAACUGCAGUAUAGCAAUGAUCAAAUAUUAUGCUGAUAUCCCAGGCACAAUAAAAUACUCCUUUGGUUUCUUUACCAAGUAUCAAAUCACAAGUGCCAUGGCUGCUAUUCAGUGAGAGUCAUGAGUUCUAGGCAAGAGGAAUUUAAAGUUCUCCUCAAAUCUGUCCCCUGAAACAUCCUCCAAAUCUGUUUUAGUCCUUUCAGGGACACUCUGGAAGUUGGAUAUUACCAUAUUCCAUUUUUUCAUCCUGAAAUUCUGGAAGCAGAAAAUACCAUUUUUUACCAUUUCUGGGCUUGCAACAACUCCACACCCCCUUCCUAGAACUAGGGGGGAGGGGGUGACACAGACACGCCCCAUAUACUCCCCCCAAAAUGCUACAGUGAAAUAUCUAGAUCACCGGAAUUUUGUAUUUUUUAUUUGAGGUUGAUCAGAAUGAAAUAGGAAACAGAUAAACUCAGUUAUCUCUGAAAGAUGACAGGGUCAUCUGGAUGUUUCAUGGGAUUAAAGUUUUAUGGUAAAUCAGGCAUUUUGUCUGGUAAAAGCUCCAUCUGGAGGGAGUCAGAGUCCUCUUCUGCGAAUUAAAGGAGGUCGGAUGGCCUGACAAUUAAGGGGAUCCACAGCUGGCUUGAAAGUCUUCCUCAAGGAGUGCCCAUUGAUGGUUCCUCAUCAGGUGGAAGGUAUCGGGGGGGGAGGUGCCAGAAGAAUCAGCCCUGCGUCCUCUAUUCUUCAAUAUUCCCUUUAAUGACUUGGGUCAAUAGGUAGAA
Molecule: messenger RNA, 2289 nt
Organism: Python bivittatus (Burmese python)
Lineage: Eukaryota; Metazoa; Chordata; Lepidosauria; Squamata; Pythonidae
Source: RefSeq, a predicted model, not a curated record